AUGAAUGCCCUUUUGUCGUCUCAAAUGAUUAACGCAGACGAUCCAGAUUAUUACACAGUACUUGAAAUUGACCGAACUGCUGAUGCAGAGGGCGUGAAAAGGGCAUAUAGGAAACUGGCCCUAAAAUGGCACCCAGACAAAAACCCAAAUAAUAAGGAGGAAGCUGAAAAGCGUUUUAAAUUGAUUAGCGAAGCAUACGAAGUUCUUUCUGAUCCAUCUAAGAAACAAAUGUACGAUACGUAUGGCAAGCAAGGACUAGUUAAUGGUGGAACUUCCAGUAGUGCCACAUUUGAUCCUUCACAAUUCGUGGCUGGAUUGGAUCCAUUUUUCGCCUUCCGACCAUUUGGAUUUAACUUUCGUGAUCCAAUGGACAUAUUCAGGGAAGUUUUUGCAGGUUCCGGGAUUGAUCUACUGUUUUCAGCUCCUGGCAUUCAUGAUGUCUCUGGCGUUUCUAAUCAUUUCCACGAUCGCGUCCAUCGUUCUAGCACAGCUCACAGAGCUGCUCGUUAUGCAAAUGCACAUAAUCCAUAUGCUCAAUGCCGCAGUAAUAGUACGCAUCUUCAAGCGUAUAAUCCCCAAGCAGCUGCCAUGCAUGUUGCCAGCCCUGCCGAUGUUAUGACUAACGUCUUUGGCUCAUUCUUUGGUGGCGGUGGUCUUUUCCCGCAAAUGAACAUGUUUAGUUCUCCAUUCGGCUCAACGACUAUGUUUUCAAGCACUGCUGGAGGCGGAGGAAACUUUCGAUCGGUUUCAUCUUCUUCUCGCGUUGUAAACGGGCGAGUAGUAAAAACCACCACUGUGGUUGAAAAUGGUGUCGAAACGAUCACCGAAGAAAUCGAUGGUCAAGUCACUAAUCAAACUAUACGGCAAUGUGGCGCCGGUGCCGUUCAGGCCCUGUGA
Messenger RNA from Protopolystoma xenopodis, 897 nucleotides. The record is from the annotation of a GenBank genome assembly. Lineage: Eukaryota; Metazoa; Platyhelminthes; Monogenea; Polystomatidea; Polystomatidae.